Molecule: messenger RNA, 594 nt
Organism: Brenthis ino (lesser marbled fritillary)
Lineage: Eukaryota; Metazoa; Arthropoda; Insecta; Lepidoptera; Nymphalidae
Source: the annotation of a GenBank genome assembly
AUGAAGGCUUUGAUAUGCAUUAGUCUACUGGGUACGGCAUACGCAGCAGCGUUGCCUUACUACUCGACGGGACAGGCUUCCCCAGUUGAAUAUAAAGUAAUAAUCCCUGCAGAGAGCAGAUAUUAUGGUGGACGCAGAAGUUGGGGAGAUGGUGGAGGCAGUGGUUGGGGAGAAGGUGGAGGUAAAGGUUGGGGAAGUGGUGAAGGUAUGGGUUGGGGAGAAGGUGGAGGCAAUGGUUGGGGAAAUGGUGGAGGCAGGGGUUGGGGAGAAGGUGGAGGGAAUGGUUGGGGACAUGUUGGAGGUAGGGGUUGGGGAGAAGGUGGAGGCAGGGGUUGGGGAGAAGGUGGAGGGAAUGGUUGGGGACAUGGUGGAGGUAGGGGUUGGGGAGAAGGUGGAGGCAGUGGUUGGGGACAUGGUGGAGGCAGAGGUUGGGGAGAAGGUGGAGGCAGUGGUUGGGGAGACGGUGGAGGCAGACGUUCGGCACAGGGUGGAGGCAAGCAUGAGGAACAAGGUGGAGCCUGGGGUUGGGGAGGAGGUAUAGGCCGGCGUUGGGAAGAAGCUGGAGGCUGGGGACGCAGAACUAUCCACAAUAUA